CUCGCGAGGAAACCAAACACCACCUCCACCGCAACAUAAACUCCAUCGCCCACUCCGUUGACUGACCGACCAAACACUCCGCAUUUCCCCCAUCCCAAGUCGUCUCAUGAGUCAUGAGGCUCUUCUUCUCCGGUCCGGUCACCACCCGCCACUUGAUCAUCGACAAGCCACAGCCGCACCCUCUCACCGCAGCAUGGCCGCCGCACCGGCAGGCCCGGGAGCGGGACGUCCGCCCCUCUCUCCGUGCGCCGGCUUCGUCACCGACGUCCUGAUCCUCCCCACCCGGAACGUUAGGCUCUUCGCGCCGGUCUUCGCGCUCGUCCUCGCCCACACCUUCGCCUCCCUCGCCGUCGCCGUCCUCCUCGCCCACCCUCUCGCCACCGUCGAGCGGGAUGGCCACGAGUACGAGGUGUCGCCCCAAAAGAUCUGGGAGCACUCCGCGGGGCUGCAGGCCCUCUACCUCGCGUACGUCGCCAGCAAGCUCGCCACGCAGGCCACCGUCGCGCUCGCCGCCUGCGCCACGCUCCGCGGCGACCGGCCGCGCUCGCUCGCCGAGCUCCUCCGCGGCACCCCCCGGCGAGGCUGCCUCUUCGCCGGCGCCGCGCUGGUCGCUGCUGCGGAGCUCGCGUGCACGGCCGUCCCGGCGUACUACCUCGACUCCUGGUGGAGGUACAGCUGGACUCACCCGGACACCGGCGGCGUGGAGUCGUUCGUGCAGGGCGUCCUGCUGUUCGUCUCCCUCGCCACGCUCAUCUUCCGCCUCUGCCUCGCCGCGGUCUUCCCGGUCGCCAUCGCCGCGUCGGCGACGGCGGCGACAGAGGAAGGCGGACACGGUUGUGGCGGCGCCGACGCGGCUACUCAUCUCCAUCGGGCGUGGCGGCUCAUGACCGCGGCCGCGAGCUGGAAGGAGGCUGCUCUGCAGGUGCUCGUGGUGACCGUCGUGCUGCCCCUGGCCACCUACCCGGUGUACGCGUUUGCUCUUGAAUACGGGCAGGCGCAGGGCGGGUUCCUGCUUUUGCUGGGCAGCCUGUACGGGUACCUUCUGCCGUCCGCCGGCGUGCAGCUCUACUCCGCGGUGGCGGCCACCGUGUUCUACCACCGGUGCAUGGAGCAGCAGCGUCACGAGCUUGCCAUUCCAGUGACGAUGAAGGCCAUGAAGCUAGGUAAUACCCCGAUAAACUCUCUGAAAUUGAUUAAGGGCGCGAUCGCCUGAAGAAGAAUCUAUGAUGAAUAGCGACCUGCUCUGAUCCGGCUGGAAGGAUCCGACAUUCCUCAUGUUCCUCCUGUCCUCAGCAAAUUUCUAAGUCCAGUUGCAAUCCAAACUUCAAAAGUCGUGUUGCUCAUCCUAAAAAAGGAUCUCAUGUUGAUUGUGUUGUAGUAUGAAAUAAGUUGAGUGAUCACGGCGUAACAUAAUCAUAGAAUUUUCAGAAAUUAAUAUGCAAAAAAUGCGGUUGCUUAAAAUGGCAGCCUGUGUUCACCAGCAUUCACUUAAA
Molecule: messenger RNA, 1493 nt
Organism: Hordeum vulgare subsp. vulgare (domesticated barley)
Lineage: Eukaryota; Viridiplantae; Streptophyta; Magnoliopsida; Poales; Poaceae
Exons: 1
Coding region: 107-1213 (368 amino acids)
Source: RefSeq, a predicted model, not a curated record